AUAUACAUCCACGUGGCACUCCGCCAGAAAAAUAAGCACAUUUUUCCCUCAUUUUAACCGUCAUAUCCCGUACGGCGAGAAUCGCCGCCGCUACCUACCAUAUCGGAUUCAUUAUCCCAUUUCCCGUAUCCCUCUCUCGCAAUCGACCGAUUCAAAAGCUCUCUCUUUCUUCGAUUCAGAUUCCCUUAUUUUCUUUUUUAAUUUAUCGAAAUUUUUAUCAAAUCAAUUUCUGCACAAAUGAUUCAGCGUUUCGUUGACAACGUCCUCGCUGUCACAAAAGAGUCGGUGAAGACAUUGACUUAUGAGUCUUUGAACAAUAUCGUGAGGCUGAUAAAUGGAUUAUCUGCUCUUCUAUUGACAAUUUUGCCGGGAAAGGCUAAUAUUCUUGAAGGUAUUCAUGGCUGGGAGCUUAGACCAACUUUUCGUGGACCUAGGUUCCCACGAUGGAUGGAAAAUGGCGUGUCCUCUUUCAACCAAUUCAUACACGAGCUUUCUGUGGAUUCUGAUACUUCGAGCCUUGAGUACUCAUCUGGAGAAGAUGAUCUCGGUGCAAUAUAUCCCGCUUCCCCAUCUUCUCAAAGUUCUCGUGCCUCUUUUUCAAAGCGUAAUAUACGCUGGACCGGAUGGAUUGGUUGCUUAUUUUUGUGGGUUCUGUAUCCUAUUAAGUUUCUGUUUGGGUUACCGAAAAGUGUAUGGCAAUUAUUUUGUUGUGGGGUGUCAAAGGGAAAUUCUGUUCCAGGAAAUGACCGGUCUUCAAGUCCGCGCCGUAUCAAGAGAUUGCUUACCCUUAAGGAUCAUGUUGUUCACCGCGCCACUGACAGGAGGCGUGGAGUCAUUGAGGAUCUUCAUUUAGCAAUCGAGAUAAUCAUAGAAACUAUAUUUGAUGCGGUUCACAAGGCAGCACAUUUUGUUCUUUCUCCAUUAGAAGCGUUAAGAAUACUCUGUAGAUGGCUAUUCUCUCACAGCAAUCGGGGUAAAGAUAUGCUUGAUGAUGAUCCAUAUGACUCUGUUACCACAACUACACUAGGAGAUGAUGAUCCAGUUGUUACAGAGAGGAAAACUUCUUUGCGUCACUCCAUGAAUACAGAUGCAAGGACAUGUCAGGAUGUGAUAACAGAGCUUGGGUAUCCAUACGAAGCUAUAAAUGUGGUUACCUCUGAUGGAUAUGUUCUUCUGUUGGAAAGAAUACCUAGGCGUGAUGCUCGGAAGGCAGUUUAUUUGCAGCAUGGAAUUAUGGAUUCAUCUAUGGGUUGGGUUUCUAAUGGGGUUGUUGGUUCUCCAGCAUUUGCAGCCUAUGAUCAAGGGUAUGAUGUUUUUCUUGGGAAUUUCCGUGGUUUGGUGUCUAGGGAGCAUGUUGACAAAGAUAUUUCGUCAAAACAGUACUGGCGAUACUCAAUCAAUGAGCAUGGGAUGGAGGAUAUCCCAGCAAUGAUAGAGAAGAUACACCAAGUCAAAACUUCCGAACUGAAAAUUAGCCAGCCUGGUCUGGAGGAAGAAGUUGGUGACAGUCAGGCUUACAAAUUGUGUGCAAUAUGUCAUAGCCUGGGAGGAGCUGCUAUGCUGAUGUAUGUCAUAACACGUCAGAUUGAAGAAAAGCCCCACAGACUCUCAAGAUUGAUUUUAUUAUCGCCAGCCGGCUUCCACGAAGAUUCUGGAGUAGCUUUUACGGUGGCUGAGUAUUUGUUCCUUUUCUUGGCUCCUAUUCUUUCUCCUUUUGUGCCAGGCUUCUACAUUCCGACUAGAUUCUUCCGAAUGCUUCUGAACAAGUUGGCGCGGGACUUCCAUAACUACCCUGCAGUUGGUGGACUCGUUCAAACUCUAAUGAGUUACCUUGUGGGUGGGGAUAGUUCAAAUUGGGUUGGGGUGUUGGGUUUACCGCACUAUAACAUGAAUGAUAUGCCAGGAGUUUCGUUCCGAGUGGCUGAACACCUUGCACAGAUAAAGCGCUCGCGUAAAUUCAGGAUGUACGACUACGGGAGUGAAACUGCAAACAUGAAGGCCUAUGGAUCCCCCGAGCCAUUGGACUUGGGUGAAUGUUACAGUCUCAUUGAUGUGCCAGUUGACUUGGUUGCAGGACAGAAGGACAGGAUAAUCCGACCCUCAAUGGUAAGGAAGCACUAUAAGCUGAUGAAGGAAGGCGGUGUGGAUGCAUCGUUCAGGGAGUUUGAGUAUGCCCACCUGGACUUCACUUUCUCCCACCGUGAAGAACUCUUGGCAUAUGUGAUGUCUCGCUUGCUGCUCGUGGAACCUACUAUGAAGCAGCAAGGCAGUAGUCGGAAGUCAAAAAAAAAAGGACAGUGAAAACUUGAAAAUACUAUAUGAGAAGAUGCACAUCAUGGAUAUUCCAUAUUUUUUGGCUUGGUGUGUUGCGUCUCCAGGUGGUUUGUACAUAGUAUUGUCCGAGUCCAGUCCAGUGUAAUAUUUUAUGUGUGUCCCCGUCCAUCAACCUUGUAUCCCCUGUGUUGGGUUGUGUAGUAAACUGCGAGGUUGGAGUGGUAUGGAAAUGUGUAUUGUUUGUUUGUAACCAACUCUAUAUAGACAGAGACAGAGACAGGAUGUUUUUGAUUGAUGGUGUUUGUAGUUGAUUGAUUCACAUAUUAUUUUCUUGCUCUUUUGGCUUUUAUGCAUAUGAAAUGUAAUGUUGGACA
Molecule: messenger RNA, 2648 nt
Organism: Tripterygium wilfordii
Lineage: Eukaryota; Viridiplantae; Streptophyta; Magnoliopsida; Celastrales; Celastraceae
Product: lipase member M-like
Exons: 9
Coding region: 238-2301 (687 amino acids)
Biological process (GO): lipid metabolic process
Source: RefSeq, a predicted model, not a curated record